UUCAUUCAUUCAUUAGAAAGACUGAUAACUGCUUCAAAAUAAGAUUCUUGGAGAUGAUGGGAUUUCAAACAAUAUUAUUGUCAAUGGCAUUGACCAUAAUGACAGUUGUCGCCUAUACACCUACAGAAAAACAAUUAGGUAUUCAUGAAGUGGACAAAGUUUUGAAGCUUGAAAAUGCAAUUGGUAGAGACAUCGGUGGUCAUCGUGGAGAAUCAUUUUCUGUACUUGAUGUAAUUGAUGCAAAUAGACUAGCAGGAUCUGACAGAAGAAGCUCAGACGUCUCCGAAAUCAUACGAAGCGUAUCAUCUCAAAGGUCUGGUGGUGUAUCAAGCAAUGGUGCACUGAACCGAAAUUGUCAUUAUGAGUGUGGAGUAGAUAAACUUUGUAACCUAGGAAAGAAAUGUGUACGUGAUGGUUGUAACAGUUAUUGCGUCCUUAUUUCUUCUGGGAGUGUCAUUGGUGCAUCAGGGUUGUCAGAGUCUAUAAGAAGGGGAAACAUUGUCUCAGAAAUUAUCAGAGGUUCGUCAUCUGACCUGACCAGGCUGUCAAGCAUUGAUGGUUCUAAAUGCAGUUAUGGAUGUGGAGAAAAUAAACUAUGUGCGUCAGGACUUAAAUGUGUUCACGAAGGAUGCAACAGCUAUUGCGUACAAAUAUCAUCUGGUAGCAUAAUUGGUUCAUCUGGUCAGUCGUUGGCCGGACGUUUGGAUCUAUCCAACACUGCUCAUUUGGAAACCAUUGGUAGAAGUGGUGCAAUUUCUGGUCACACAGGUUCCGAUAUUCUUGACGCUAUCUCAUCUAGACGUAGUGUCAUAGAUGCAUUGGACACAGUUUCUUCUAGACGAAGAGGAUCAGUAAGUCAAUCUGGUUCAGGGAUCGUAUCUCAGACAGUAGUAGGAGAACACAGUGGUUGUAGAAGACUAUGUCAUAAUGAUGCAGAUUGUCCACAAAGCAAGUACUGUACCACUGUAAAAUGUCACAGGAUUUGUAGAAGAAGACCGUCUAAUGGAUACUCACGAUGAACAGAAUUAGAAAUUUGAAGAAAUCCACAUUUUGUACUGAUUUUUUUAUUAUGAAAUAAAUAAAAUGUUGAAUACA
Molecule: messenger RNA, 1095 nt
Organism: Mytilus californianus (California mussel)
Lineage: Eukaryota; Metazoa; Mollusca; Bivalvia; Mytilida; Mytilidae
Exons: 3
Coding region: 54-1019 (321 amino acids)
Source: RefSeq, a predicted model, not a curated record